AUGAAUCCACCGAUCCCUGUCCCAGCCUCUUCUUCUCCGGCGAUGGACGCUUCGCCGCUUCUAAGCCGGAACAGGCGUAACCUCCCGCACUCCUCCCAGCCGCUUCGAGGCGCAGCGUCGAGGCUUCUCCGCCGCGCUAGCAACCGCCGGAUGAUGCUUCGUGAGCCCUCCGUUCGAGUCCGCGAGGUGGCGGCUGAGCAGCUUGAGGAGCGGCAGAGUGAAUGGGCUUACUCGAAACCGAUCAUAGCCCUCGAUAUACUCUGGAAUUUCGUCUUUGUGAUUAUCUCAAUCGCGAUUGUAUGGGUUAGUUCUGAAGAAAAUCCUGAUGUUCCUCUAAGGCUGUGGAUAAUUGGGUACAAUCUCCAGUGUUUGUUUCACGUUGGAUGUGUAAUUGCUGAGUAUAAACGACGCCGAGAAGCUAAUUCUCGGAGUGAAGAUGAUUCCUCCAAUCACGGAUCUCUCAGCGGAAGCGAAGACGAAUCUGAUGGUUACGGCGUAGACGAGGCUGACGAUGACCAUCGAGCUAGUUUCGCCAAGCAUCUCGAAUCUGCAAAUACGAUGUUCUCUUUCGUCUGGUGGAUCAUCGGGUUUUACUGGGUCACAGGUGAUACCGAGGCACUCUCUCAAUCCUCGCCGCAACUCUACUGGCUCUGUGUUGCAUUCCUUGCCUUUGAUGUGAUCUUCGUUGUCAUCUGCGUCGCCGUUGCUAGUCUAAUCGGUAUCGCUGUUUGCUGCUGUUUACCUUGCAUCAUCGCGAUCUUGUACGCGUUAGCUGACCAGGAAGGUGCGCCGGAUGAAGAGAUAGAAAGACUUUCGAAAUUCAAGUUUCUCACAGUAAAGGAUUCGGAGAAAGUGAAUGGCCAAGUCCUCGAGACUCAAGGAGGGAUAAUGACUGAAGUAGGUGUUGAUUCUCAAACCGAACGCGUGAUAUCUAGCGAUGAUGCUGAAUGCAGCAUUUGUCUGUGUGCUUAUGAAGAUGGAGUAGAGUUAAGGGAACUUCCUUGCAGACACCAUUUCCACAGUUUAUGCGUAGACAAAUGGCUGAGGAUCAACGCGACUUGCCCUCUCUGCAAAUUCAAUAUUCUCAAAAAUGGUGAACACAGUGGCAGUGAACAAGUGUGA
Thlaspi arvense is the source of this 1122-nucleotide messenger RNA. The record is from the annotation of a GenBank genome assembly. Lineage: Eukaryota; Viridiplantae; Streptophyta; Magnoliopsida; Brassicales; Brassicaceae.